AAAUAUUGUGGAGGCACUGAAUUAAAAUAAAUCCGUAUUACGAAAUGAAUGCCUUUAUUUCGUUAUAUGUAUUUAUUCGAAUUCAGUGCAUCUACAGUGUUUUGUAUGUCCUAAGGGAAAUAAUGAUCUUGUUAUACAAAAAUAUUAGAAAAGGUCUAAAGUAAAAAUUACAGUUUUUGUUUACUUUCUUUAAAUUAUUACGAAUCGGCCGGCACGAUCAGUGAUUUUAGGACAUCUGAAAUCAUGGAUCUUGAUCCUUCGGUUGUCUGUCGAUUAUGCCUUCAGUUUUUUUCGUCUGCAUCAAUGGUAAUGUUGAAUCGAAACGAAGGUUUAAUACAGGCAAUUCAACAUAUCACAAGUGUUGAGGCCAUACUAGAUCCGGACAAUAAUGUUUAUAUGUGCAAAAAUUGUCAAACACUUCUUGAUCAAUGCAUACAAUUUCGAACCACCUGUCUUUGCAACGAUAUAAUUUUCCGAAGAAUGCACAUAAAAAAGAAUCGUGACAUCAGUAAGUCGCCAGAAACAUUUCCAAAGGUCGAAGUUGUAAAGAUAGAAAACGAGUUUGACCCAAUGAUAAAUAACAUAAAAAAUGAACUCGAUGAAGACAAUGAUUUUAAGCCAGAAGCAGAAGUCGAAGCUUAUUCGUCCGAGGAUGUGAAGCUCAAGGACGAAGUAAUCGCGAAGUCUCGGAGAAAGAGGAGUCGGAGAUCUAAACUGAAUCAACUGACAGAUAAUCGAUCCAAACCAAAGGCAGUAUCGCACAAGGUGCAGUGUCAAAUAUGUGGUAAAAUGAUUGCGAAUACAAAUCUCGGUGCCCAUCAGCAAACUCACAACCCUAACAGGCCAAAGCUGGUGUGUCCUCAUUGUCCCAUGCAGUACACAGAUACCAAAAGGUUGAAGUUGCAUAUAAAUAACAAACACACGCAUGAAGUUCAAUACUCUUGUGAUCGUUGUGGCAAAACUUUUGCUUCGCCUGACUCUUUAAGAGUACAUUAUGUAGCUCUACAUACUGACAUUAAAAAGUAUGAAUGCACACUUUGUGGAGAAAAGUUUUCGCGUUCUACGUCACGCAGACAUCAUUAUAAGAUGGUUCACACAACAAUUCGUCCAUAUGAGUGUGAAUACUGUGAAAGAACGUUCAAAUUUAAUAUUUGCAGGUGCGAUCUAACACUUCAUACGCGAACUCACACAGGAGAAAAACCGUUCGAGUGUGACAUUUGCCACAAAACUUUCAAUAAAAGCUACAAUGUUGUGAUCCACAAAAAGUCGCAUCAGAACGAGCUGGAAAGAGCAGCUGAGAAAGCGAUGAAAGUUGUGCAAAAUGUAUGUUAGUAAUAGUUUUUAUCAUGUUAUUUGACAAUUACACGAAUCUGGAUAUUCGUUA
Messenger RNA from Malaya genurostris, 1384 nucleotides. Its product is annotated as zinc finger protein 62 homolog. Gene Ontology annotation, cellular component: nucleus. The record is from RefSeq and is a predicted model, not a curated record. The coding region runs from base 244 to 1332 and encodes 362 amino acids. The transcript has 5 exons. Gene Ontology annotation, molecular function: DNA-binding transcription factor activity, RNA polymerase II-specific; zinc ion binding; RNA polymerase II cis-regulatory region sequence-specific DNA binding. Gene Ontology annotation, biological process: regulation of transcription by RNA polymerase II. NCBI's taxonomy places the organism in Eukaryota, Metazoa, Arthropoda, Insecta, Diptera, Culicidae.